Messenger RNA from Rubroshorea leprosula, 534 nucleotides. Lineage: Eukaryota; Viridiplantae; Streptophyta; Magnoliopsida; Malvales; Dipterocarpaceae. The record is from the annotation of a GenBank genome assembly.
AAGAAACUUUUCCAUUGUGUUCCAACAAGGGGAUUUGCUAAAAACUUCGAAGAUGGGCCACAAAGGCCAGAAGAAUAAGGUGGUAUUAGCUAGGGGUGGCAUGCUUAAGAAGGAUGUUGGCUCUAAAAAUGACAAGGAAGCAAGAAAAAGUGUGCUAGAAGAUAUUUUGAAGGAACAAGUGGAGGUGGCCAAGCUUGUAGCUAGAGAUUUUGAUCAGAUAGGUUUUGAUGUUAAGAAGGUGGAUGAGUUGCAGCUUGACUUGAGUGAUACUGGUGUGGAUGUAGUGAUUCCAACUAAGACUAAUGUUGAGAAAGCCCAGGAUGUUACUAUCAGCUAUGGGUCUAUUGAGCAAAGCCUAGAAAAGUGUUGUAAAGUUAAAGAUAAGUGAACUACAGAUUCUAAGUCACAUGUCGGCUAAGAUAAGUUUCAAUUUGUUCUAAUGGUGCUAGUGCCUCUAGAACAAGGAAUGUUGAACCUUCGAGAGCUAGAUGGUUUAAUAUGCUCCAAGAAGAGAAAUAAGAUGCUUUCCCCCCC